This is a messenger RNA of Saccoglossus kowalevskii, 1596 nucleotides long. RefSeq lists its product as uncharacterized. NCBI's taxonomy places the organism in Eukaryota, Metazoa, Hemichordata, Enteropneusta, Harrimaniidae. The record is from RefSeq and is a predicted model, not a curated record.
GCCACGACUGCGUAAACAGAAAUAAAGUCCAGUGUCCGAGUAUUGAGGGGAUCAGUGAGACAAGACCAAGACCGGAAUACCCAACUGAAGAUCUACACACGGUAUACAACAAUGAAGUUACUAGUAGUUCUGUUGUGUAGUUUGGUAGUACUACACUACGUGUCGUCCACUACUUUGGAAAAAAAGAAACGAACGUUUGGUGCGGAAGGUGAUACCUCAAGUGACUCCAGUAGCAGUGGUAGUAAGUCAGAAGAAACAAAAAGCAGUGGUCACUCAAGUGGUUCAAGUGUUAAGUCAAGUAGCUCGGAAAGCAGUAGUUCUAAUAGUACUGGCUCUAGUAGCAGUCGUAGUUCAAGUGGCUCUAGUAGCUCUCCAAGUGAUAGUUCAAAGAGCUCCAGUGGAAGUUCUAAGUCAAGUAGCUCGGAAAGCAGUGGUUCUAAUAGUACUGGCUCCAGUAACAGUCGUAGUUCAAGUGGCUCUAGUGGCUCUCCAAGUGAUAGUUCAAAGAGCUCCAGUAGAAGUUCUAAGUCAAGUAGCUCGGAAAGCAGUGGUUCUAAUAGUACUGGCUCCAGUGGCAGUCGUAGUUCAAGUGGCUCUAGUAGCUCUCCAAGUGAUAGUUCAAAGAGCUCCAGUGAAAGUUCUAAGUCAAGUAGCUCGGAAAGCAGUGGUUCUAAUAGUACUGGCUCCAGUGGCAGUCGUAGUUCAAGUGGCUCUAGUAGCUCUCCAAGUGAUAGUUCAAAGAGCUCCAGUGGAAGUUCUAAGUCUAGUAGCUCGGAAAGCAGUGGUUCUAAUAGUACUGGCUCCAGUGGCAGUCGUAGUUCAAGUGGCUCCAGUAGCAGUGGUGGGUCAAGUGGAUCAAGCAGUAGUGGUAGUUCUUCAAGUAGCUCUGGUAGCUCUUCAAGUGAUAGUUCAUCUGAAGAACCCACAAACCCUCCUCCAAUUGAUGGAUGUGAAGUACAUGGUCCAGUAUGUUCUUGUAUAGAGUAUAAAAUAUUUCUGCAAAAGAAGUGCUGGUGGGAAGCAGCAGCUGCAUGCCAAGCUGAUGGAGGAAUGCUUGCAACUGUGGACACUCCCAUUGCAUUCUUUCACAUUUCGGUAACAAUCACAGAUGGCGAUGCCGUAGAAAUGAUUGACGAUGGUUUAUGGAUUGGGUUGAAUGACAUAAUGAUGGAAGGGACAUAUUCUUGGAUUGAUGGCAGUGUUGUUACCCCAGGGGAUUGUUAUGAAAACUGGUACGGUGCACAAGGAAAUAACAUGAAUGACUGUAUAUCUGUCAGGGAAGACACGUACUAUAAAUGGCAGGAGGAUAACUGCAUGGAUGAAAAAGGAUACAUAUGCAUGUACUUCAACUGUGAUGACCAGGAUGACUGUCAAUCCUGUGCUGAGGUACCUGAUUACAUGAUUCCAAUGCCCGGCGGUGGAGAUUAAAUUAGAGGCACAAAAACCUUACUCAUGAAUGUUAUUCGCUUGUCUACGACUUUGACAAGUUCCGACUUAUUAUAAUGCACACAAGACAACAUGAACAUAGGCAUAUUUUAUUGCACAUGCACCUAUACGUGGUAUAAUAAAAAGGCAAUUGAAAAGCACUUAAAAGAA